Molecule: messenger RNA, 2556 nt
Organism: Podospora pseudocomata
Lineage: Eukaryota; Fungi; Ascomycota; Sordariomycetes; Sordariales; Podosporaceae
Exons: 3
Coding region: 1369-2556 (395 amino acids)
Source: RefSeq, a predicted model, not a curated record
CGGACCGGACGCAGUCGGGAGCGGUCAAGAAGCACUGCUGCGUGGCAUCACGGCAGACCAGACGACGAGAUGGCAUGAUAGGGCGGCAGCAUGGUUGGGCUGGUGCAGCGAGACGUGUUCGUGCCCAACGUCAGUCGCUUCGAUCGGUUCCCUAAUCAGAUGUGCCGCCUCGGAGAACAGGGAGCUUCCUGGCACCAAUCACGACUGCCGAGGGUCUGGGCAUUGGGCGACACCGCAGAGUUGUUACCCGCUUCGAAGAUUUCCAUCUGGUGCCCAACGAUGCCCUACCGCUUCCCCGUUCAUCGCAUUGUGCUUGUCGAGCACCGGCGUCAGCAAAGUGCAGUAUGGCAGAGUGCGAAUGGCUUGGAUCAUGGCCAUGGGCGUUGUGCGGGCGUAGACACCAUUGGAUGGCGACCGCAUGGAUCUUCCCAUCAACUCAUGUCUGGCCAGAGAAAUCGUCACUUGCACCCGCUUGGUCGUUGCCCGACUCGCUCACCUCCAUCUUCUCGAAAUUCCAUCAUCCGGGGAGCGCCAAGCAACCAAAGUCACGAAGUCGGCCUUGUAUGCGAGUGAGUGGUGUUGCGGGCAGUGAGCACCGGCUUGCUCCCACCCUUCCCAUCCGGCUUCCCGGUCCAUGUUGGGCGCACCGAGCGACGCGGAACUGAGUUGAACUGAGCUGCGUGUCAAGAUUGUCAUUUUCCAUUCCACCGGUCCUGCUGUGUCGGCCACUUUGUUGUCAGUCUCGGUCGUGGAAGUGCUGCUCUCGCCACCCGGCCCCCUCCUCCUUGACACCAGCGCGGCCAGCGAGGGGGGAUAUAUGUCUCCAUCGUGGAUCUGAAUCGGCUUCGUCUUGUCGUUUGGGCUUCUCAUCCGCCAGUCCCGCGAGGACACAAGUCUCAGCAAAACCGCACCGGCGACGUUGAAAAAGAGGAGCCGGAGCGAUAUUCCCCAGCAGCGCCCAAGCUAGACUCCGCUGCUAGUCCAUGGUCAACCGCUCUGCCGGACCACAGCCCGAUUGCCAUUCGGUCAAAGACACAUCCCAGUGAGGUUCUCGCCGCCCGCGUGGAGACCCUGAUUUUUUUAUGAAGACUUUUGGUACUCGGCCAUCCAAGGAAAUCCCGGCCGCAGGUUUUUUUUCUCCGUUGCCCUUCUGGACUGAUUGCUGUUUACCCUCUGGCCGCGCCCUAUCGCUCCGUGGAACCGUUUCGAUUUUCUGUUUUGUAUUUUGUGCGUUUUUCUUGAAUUGUUUUCAGCAAAGAAAGCAACACUGCCACUUGCGGGUGAGCGAAAAAACAGACGACCCGGGAAGCCGCUUUUUGGAGAUCCCAGCCGGGAGCAGGACAACUUGAAAAAAAAAGAGGAACCACCAUGGCCCAGCCGGACUUUGCGUACCGUUCCUCGGCCGCGGUAUCCAAUGACCGAUGGCUACAAUCGCGCAGCCCGAUAUACAGUGAUCAAUAUCACAAUGGCAGGUUUGAGACGGGGAGCAACCCGUACCUCCCACAGAGCGAGAGUAACCGGCAACCUCUUUCCAGCGUGACUUACACACAUGGAAACUCUUCUUCAUACCACCUCCCAGCCAACCUUUCGCUCGGGAAUGUCAGCCAGGUAGGGCGAGCCGCGGCUGAGUCGCCCUUUGCGCCAGCGACAGCCUUCAAUCCGCGUAUGACCCAACCGCCAAGCCAGUACUCGAGCCCGGCGCCACCAUCUCAGGUCUCAUACAAGGGCAUGAAUGGUAUGAACGGCAUGAACGGCAUGAACGGUAUGAACUCCCAGCCUUGGGAUCACCAGAGGCAGUAUCAGGGCGCCCCUCCUCAGCAUCAGCCCCCACCACAGGGGCCAUAUCAAGGGAGGUACUCGCCAUCGGGCUCCAUGGAUGAUCUCAUGACGUCUCCCAACAUGUCCGACUACUCCCUGGAGAACUCGGCCAUCGGAAUGUCCCAGCCAGGGAACAAGAACAAGUUGAACGGAAAGCCACGAUCGCAGCGACGUCCGUCGAACCGGGAUGAGUUUGAUGGGCCGCACCAGUUUCUGAAGAGACCUCCGCCAGAGUACAUUGCGAUGUCCGAACGAGACCUCCCAACUCUUCCGACCCAUCUCCUUGUCCAAGAGCAGGAUAGUGUCCUGACUCAGGUCAACGACCGGCUCUCGCAGUGCGCUUAUGACUUUGUUGCCAAGUACCAGUUUCCGAUCCCACUUACACAGGACAUGCGACCCGUCGAGCGCCCGCAGGAUCGUGAAUGGACCGAGUGGGUGUACCUGCUGAAAAGGCUGGCAACGAAAAGGCGGAUCCCCGCCCGGGUGCUGUACAACGGCCAGAUCAAGCAGUUUGUGACGAUUUUGGAGAACUCGUUGGAGAUGCGACAUGCGGCAAAGCACCAGUCUCGACCGCUGAAAGACGACCGGAAUAUUUUGCAGCUCAUCUCGGCGGGCAUCCAGGUGGCCAAGAUCCUCAAGGAUGCCCAGGCCAUGGACUAUUUGGACAGGCUGUAUGUAUCAACGGAACAGCAGAUUCAAGAGCGAGCUGCUGCCGCGGCCGCGGGGAGGUUCCGUUGA